This is a messenger RNA of Neohortaea acidophila, 553 nucleotides long. RefSeq lists its product as uncharacterized. Lineage: Eukaryota; Fungi; Ascomycota; Dothideomycetes; Mycosphaerellales; Teratosphaeriaceae. The transcript has a single exon. Bases 96 to 482 code for a protein of 128 amino acids. The record is from RefSeq and is a predicted model, not a curated record.
CCGAGCCGCGCGCGCGAGAAAAACUUACAUAGAGCCGCACCAUACGCGGUAACGCGCACAAUGAGAGAGAGAGAUAGACAUCACAUGAAUGGCAUAUGCGUUUUCGCAACACGACACUCCUCACCCUCGCCCUACCGCUGCGAAUGGUGCUUCGCUGGGACGAGGCCAGGACUACCGACCCAUCACCAUCUGAUUCUGUUUUUGAUACGCUUCUUUUGAAGCCGGUGCAAGGCGCUGGGGCGUUUAAUUUGGGCAUGCUUGUGGGAGCGGGGCGGCAUUGCGGCAUGUAUGCUAGGAGGAGCGAUGCAUGGAUGGGUCGAGCAGAGCAGCGUAUUCCAUUCUCGCCCUUUUUGUUGCCCACAUCGCUAUCCUUCUCCUCUCAGCCGCAUCAUCAUGUCCGGUCCGACUUUUGGAGUAGCGGCAAAGCUACUUUCCCCGCUAAAGAGAUACCUCAGCUGAUGUAUAUGCACAGUCGCGCCUAGACUGGCGGCAAGUUCCAGCCCAAAAGUAGUCCCAAAAGGUUAAUUCAGGCGCAAUCCUUCUAACCUCCAUC